This is a messenger RNA of Cuscuta europaea, 2173 nucleotides long. NCBI's taxonomy places the organism in Eukaryota, Viridiplantae, Streptophyta, Magnoliopsida, Solanales, Convolvulaceae. The record is from the annotation of a GenBank genome assembly.
UUUCCUUUUAAGGAAUGUACUUCCAGUUCUAAGUCUGGGGAAAUUUGGGUGCCUCCCUUGGAUAUAGACGUUAAUUCCCAUGCAUAUGAUUUGUUUCCUAGCACUCAUAGUGUGCAUGAUGAGCAGCCAAUUGACAUGCAAACCUCUCCACCUUCUGUGGACACCAACAGCUUCUUCGGUGGAGCCUACUGUUACUCCGCAUGCAUCACAAAUUGUGCCACAAGACACGUUGGAUAUGGGUAGAGGAAAACGCACUAAACUCCCGUCGGUUAAGUUGCGAGAUUAUGCAAUUCAUACAGUUCUCACUCCCAGUCAGUCCCCCUCCGCAUCACUCGUGUCCACCACUUCCUCAGGUACGCCCUUUCCCAUAGCUCACUAUGUUAGUUGUACAAAUUUUUCUCCAAAAUAUCGUCUAUUUUUUGGCUGCCAUAACUGCUGGCCGAGAACCUAAUUCUUUUCAGGAGGCGGUUGCCGAUCCUGGAUGGCGAGCAGCCAUGCAUUCAGAAAUCCAAGCACUUGAAAAUAAUCAUACAUGGCAGUUGACUCCUCUACAAGAUCAAGUAUCAUUCUGAUGGAAGUGUGGAACGUCUUAAGGCACGAUUGGUUGUUUUUGGCAACCGCCAAGUUGAGGGCCUGGACGGACUAUUACGAGACAUUUGCACGAGUGGCAAAAAUGGUGACUAUACAUGCGUUUCUUGCCGUUGUAGCAUCAAAAAAUUGGGAGCUGCAUCAAAUGGAUGUACACAAUGCAUUCCUUCAUGGGGACCUUGAUGAGGAGGUCUAUAUGUCAUUGCCUACUGGGUUUAAAGUAUCUGAUCCCUCACUUGUAUGUCGUCUUAGGAAGUCUUUAUAUGGGCUCAAACAGGCUCCUCGUUCCUUGUUUGCAAAGUUGGUGACUGCGUUGCAAGGCUAUGGUUUUACACAAUCAUAUGCAGACUAUUUGUUGUUUAUAUAUACUCGGACCUCUGUCCAACUCAACGUACUUGUUUAUGUUGACGACUUGAUCAUAUCAGGCAAUAACUCCACCGCUAUAUCCUCAUUCAAAGCAUAUCUUAAUACUUGCUUUCAUAUGAAGGAUCUCAGACCUCUUAAAUAUUAUCUCGAGAUCGAAGUGGCAAGGAGCACGAUUGGUAUUUUUCUUACCCAACACAAGUACGCAUUGGAUAUUAUCUCUGAGGUCGGAUUGCUCGGUGCGAAACCUGCCAAAUUUCCCAUCGAGCAACAUCACACUCUAGCUACUGCUUCAGGUCCUCUCCUUCCUGAUCCGGAACCAUUAUAUUUCGCCGUCUUAUGGGGAGUUUAAUAUAUCUCGCAGUAACCAGGCCGGAUCUUACAUACUCUGUCCAUAUUUUGUCUCAAUUCUUGCAAUCGCCACGAAAGGAGCAUUGGGACGCCGCUCUUUGAGUUGUCCGAUAUCUCAAAGGAACUCCGAGACAGGGAAUUAUUCUUCGAGCAGAUUGUGACCUCACUCUGCGAGGCUGGUGUGAUUCAGAUUGGGCGGCGUGUCCUCUUACACGUCGCUCUAUAUCCGGUUGGGUCGUUUUUCUAGGCCACUCUCCCGUUUCUUGGAAGAAUAUAAGAAACAACAGACAGUAUUUCGGUCUUCGGCCGAAGCUGAAUAUCGCUCUAUGGCAGCCGCCACGUGUGAACUUAAAUAACUGAAAGCACUUCUUCUCAGUCUUGGCAUUAAUCAUCCCCAUGCCAUACCAUUAUAUUGUGACAGUCAGUCCGCUUUGCAUAUAGCGAAAAACACUGUGUUUCAUGAGCGUACUAAACAUAUUAAGGUUGAUUGUCAUUUUGUUCGUGAUGCGAUUCAAACUGGUGUUAUAUCUCCCUCUUAUGUGCCUACUACGAUUCAGCUUGCAGACAUCUUCACUAAGGCUCUUGGAAAUACUCACUUUGAUUUCCUAUUGCGCAAGUUGAGCAUUCUUAAUCUUCAUGUUCCAACUGGGGGUUACUAUUAUUAGUUUUAUUUUGCAUACUAUUAAUAUUUAAUGUUAAUAUUUCCUUACAUGUAUUGCACUAGCUAUUACGGAAGUUAUUUAUUUAUUGUAGGAAGGUUAGCUGUAUUUUAUUCCCUUCCUUUUUUAUAGUAGCACACUUGUAAAAUACUACAAGUAUAAGUCAAAGGCUAAUUCAAAGAGUAGGAUGGAAUAAUAUUGGCUUUGCCAUU